CAGUUGUCUAAUGCGCCUUCUUGCCGUAACAUAACCUAAUUCAGCAGCUUCAGCACCGUUCAGCACUGUUUGCAUAGCGUCCGAAUUCGGACCGUAUACAUAAAAUGCUGAGAGGACUUGUGUCAUUUGUUCGUGUAAAAGUGUGAUACUCACCUACUGUGCCUCUUCUUUUCUUAACCUCUCCCAAAAUUCUUAUACGUAAUAAGUUUAGUUUCUACAUCGGAUAUUACGUGUUGUUUAAUUAUUUAAGCACAUGAAUAACUUUACUUGUUUUUACACAAAACAACGGAAUAAAUUCAUUUGCUGUAUAAUUUGCAAAAGUUGUGCACGUACUCGUUUGUCUGUGUAAAAAGAUUAUGAGACUGCCAAUUGUAAGUGGUAUAGUUUGAGGAGUACAGUAAUUCUUUACUCUUUAGCUAUAAUGCUCUUGUAUAAAAUUUAUUGCAUUGUCUAUGAGCAGUACAUUAGAUUGAGUUUUGCUAACGACAUCGCUGACAACCAGGCACAGUUAACGCCUUAUCUGAAACCCACGAAAGUAGCUAUAUGCUGAACGCAGAUAAUUGACGUCCGUGAAAGAAUUUGUGUAUUGUAGGUUACUGUAUCAGAAUGCCGAAGGAAAACUCAUUGGAUUAUGAAAUUCAGCUUCCCUUUGGGCCACCUCCAGUGUUGCCAGAUGUUGAGAAGCAAUUGAAGGAAUACUUACUGUGCCCUGACCAUCUCCCAAUUCAUGAUUAUAAACAGGCUCAAAAGUAUUGGCCCAGAGAACCAAAUCCCAAGUCUCUUUAUCACUUUGAUGUUGCACCUUUGGGUACCACACUAAAGGUAGAUCGAGAUCCCACAACAGGGAAACUUCUCCGGUUUCGGGAAGUAGCUGUAGAUGAUAUUGGACACACAGCAAAGAACUCCAUGUCUUUGCUGCGAGCUCCUGGACUGGCAAGUGAAGCAGUAAGAGGCAGUUCUACCAACUAUCCAUUCUGGCCAGGAGGUUUUACUGAACUGUUACUACAGGAUGAAAAUGAAAAUGAAAAUGGAGAUGCUGAAAUAGAUUUUGUAAAUAUAACAGUACCACCUGGUUUUGAGAGAGGAAUUAAAUUAAAAGCAGAUGGAAAGACACCACUUGAAGAAAAGAAAGAACAGGAACCACUCAGUUCAGAUGCUGAAUCUUCAGCGCCAGAAGUAAUAUUGGAAGAGAAAGUGGAUUCAGCAGUUAUAAAUUUAAUGUCCUUAAUUAAGCAGGAAGAGGAUUUACUUGGACUGUGGCAGGAAGAAACAAAAGAAGAUGAAACGAAGCAGACAGGAAAAAUUUCGUUACAGAAUCUGGAAGUGGAUAUUGAUGCUGAUGUAGCAGAAGUAGUUCCUAAGGAAGAUAUUAUUCCUGUCCUAAAGAUCACAGAGUCAGCUCCCCUGAAGCGUCAGACACAAUUACAGUGGGCCGAAGAGUUGGAUAUAUCUUGUCCUGUCACAGAUUUUGAAAAGAAAGUACCCACUAUGGCAAAGACAUGGUCAUUUGAACUAGACACUUUUCAGAAAAAGGCGAUUUUAAAACUGGAAGAGCAUGCUAAUGUACUUGUAGCUGCUCAUACAUCUGCUGGUAAAACUGUGGUUGCAGAAUAUGCCAUUGCUCUUUCAAAAAGGCACAUGACAAGAUCCAUUUAUACAUCUCCAAUUAAGGCGCUCUCAAAUCAGAAAUACCGUGACUUCAGAGAAACUUUUGGAGAUGUGGGUCUCAUAACAGGGGAUUUCCAGGUCAACCAGACUGCUCAGUGUCUGAUAAUGACUACAGAAAUUCUCCGCUCCAUGCUUUACUGCGGUAGUGAAGUGAUUCGUGAUCUUGAGUAUGUUGUAUUUGAUGAGGUUCACUACCUCAAUGAUUCAGAGAGGGGUCAUGUAUGGGAAGAGGUGUUAAUUCUGCUCCCAGAUCAUGUAAGCAUUGUAAUGCUUAGUGCAACUAUCCCCAACACACUGGACUUUGCUAACUGGGUGGGUGCAACAAAGAAGAAAAAAGUGUAUGUUGUCAGUACAUUGAAACGACCUGUUCCAUUACAACACUACCUGUACACAGGUUCGAAGACUGGACUAUUUCUCAUAGUUGAGGAAGCAGGGAAAUUCAUAGAAAGUGGCUAUGAUCUUGCACAUACAGUAAAACAGACUCAGAAGAAACAAAAAGCAAAGUAUGGUUCUAAAGAAGGAAAGGCACAUUUAACUCCAAAACAAGAAGCAACAAUCUGGACUGUAUUUGUUGCUCAACUAAGGAAAGAAGAUAAGUUGCCUGCAGUAGCCUUCACUUUAUCAAGACAUCGCUGUGAUCAAAACGCAAGAAACUUGACCACUGUUGAUUUGACAACGGGAAGUGAGAAGAGUUUCAUACAUAGAUUCUUUAACAAAAGCAUACAAAACCUGAAAGAACCAGACAGAGCUCUCCCUCAGGUUGUGGCACUUCAAGACUUGCUAAUGCGAGGCAUAGGAGUACAUCAUAGUGGGAUCCUACCAAUUCUCAAGGAAAUAGUGGAGAUGUUAUUUCAGGAAGGAUUGGUUAAGCUCCUCUUUGCAACGGAAACAUUUGCCAUGGGGGUCAACAUGCCUGCCCGCACAGUUCUGUUUGAUUCCAUCAAGAAAUUUGAUGGAUGUGAUGUGAGAACAUUACUGCCUGCUGAGUACAUCCAGAUGGCUGGACGAGCAGGCAGAAGAGGACUUGACAAAACAGGAACUGUUAUCAUCAUGUGCAAGGUUGAUGUUCCAGGAAUGAAGGAGCUCGAGAAUAUGAUGCUUGGUAAACCAAUGAGUUUGGAAUCAAAAUUCCGACUUACAUACUCAAUGAUUUUGAACCUGUUUCGAGUGGAAAUGAUAUCGGUGGAGGGUAUGAUGUCACAUUCAUUCAAAGAGUUUAGACACUUAAGCCAGCAGAAGAAAUAUGAGAAGGAGCUGGAAACCGUAAAAGAAAAAAUGAAGGAAAUUUCUUCAAACACUCAACAGCAGGGACUCCACUGGAAGUCACUCUCAGACUUCUAUGACAUGGCAGCAGAAUACCUCCAGUUAUGGUCAGAGUUUAGAAAAGAAUUUUUGGCAGAACCCAAGUACGUGAAAGAACUGACACCAGGUAGGAUGCUGCUGAUUAGCCACAAGGAACACAUCAAUAAGCUUGGGAUCCUGCUGAGUUUGGAAACAAUCAAGAAAGAUAGAGCCUUCAGAGUACUGGUUCUGUGUAAUGAUGAGAAAACUAGAACAGUUGAUUAUGGUGAUGAGAUUCAACUCUCUGUUGCAUCAUCUGACAAAGAGAAGUCCGAAGAACAAUAUAAACCUGAUCCAUUAUGGUACAAGAUGCUUGGUCUGGCAAACAAAAAGAAAAUUUUUGUCCCAGAUGAAGUGGGUGGACAUACAAUUCUGACUGUGACAACCGAUGAUAUAAUAGACAUUGUGAAGAACAAAGUCAGUGUAGACACUAAUUUAGUGAUUCAGGACUGGGAGAAGAGGCAAAUAUCCAGGUUCAGAGAUGAUCCGCCUGGACAGACAUGCAGUCAAGCUGUCCAAAGGCUGACAGAGUUUACUAAGAAUGUGUCAUCAGGCACUGUGCCUCUGGAAUUUGUGGGCCCAGCCAAAGAUAUACAUUUGAAGAACUUUGACGUACUACAGAAACUGAAUGAUCUAGAGCAGAAGUUAAAUGAUUGCACGAGCAUGAAUAUUGCCAACUUUGAACAACUGUUUAAAGAAGUAUUCAGAUGUAAGCAACUGGAACAGAAGAGAGAAGAUUUGCUGUACAAGAAAUCACCCAGAAGCCUAUCACUGUAUCCAGAGUUUAAAGAAAGAGUAUGUGUGCUUCAAGAACUUGGGUACAUAGACAAAAAUAAUUCAGUCCAGCUGAAGGGACGGGUUGCUUGUGAAAUGGGGAAUCAUGAGCUGAUGAUCACUGAAAUGGUGCUGCAUUGCGUCUUGGCUGAUAAGCAACCAGCUGAGAUAGCUGCACUGCUGUCAUGUCUUGUCUUCCAGCAGAAAAGAAAAACUGAACCAGUUCUAACAGAGACACUUAAAAAGGGUGUACGACAGAUUGAAGAAAUAGCAAAAAAUGUGGAAUGUAUGGAGAGGAAGUAUGGCAUAGAGUCAGGACACGAUAAACUGAACUCUGGGCUCGUGGAGGUUGUGUAUGAAUGGGCUCAAGGAAAACCUUUUUGUGAGAUUAUGCAGUUAACUGAUGACGUCCAGGAAGGCAUCAUUGUGCGGUGUAUCCAGCAGUUAAAUGAAACAUUAUGUGAUGUGAAGAAUGCUGCCCACCGAAUUGGAGAUCCAGCACUUAAACAGAAGAUGCAGGAAGCAUCAGAUGCUAUCAAGAGAGACAUUGUAUUUGUUGCUAGUCUGUAUACAAGUGAAGACAAUCCUAAACCCAGUCUGUAGCAUAUAUUAUGAGAUUCUACAUGAAAGACUUUGCCUGAUUGGUGAUGAAUGAAACUAGCAGGAUUCAAGACAAUAUAUUUCACAGUCUUAUGGUGUGUGACUAGAGGCAGGGUUUGGAUUGAUAAUUGAAUUUAUUGAACACUUACAGAUCAUAACAAGUAACUAUAGCACUAUUGGUAAUUUGCACACUCUACAGUCUGCUCUCCCUUCACCAGUCAUUGCCUUGUGAUGGAUCCCAAUGAUGUCCUCUGCUUUUAUGCUCAAGUUCUGGUGACUGUCCCAAAACUAACUCAUUGCUCCAACUGUCGGCUCUCAACUAACCCAACUCCACUCCACUGAUUCCUUAUGUAGCCUCAUCGUGGACCACACAGAAAACACCGCUUCCAGCAGUUCUUCCAUUGUUGUCUACAUAUGUUGCUUUGGUACUGUUCUGUAUUUACGAAGCUGUUUCUCUGGUUCCUUAUUCUAGCUGUCAGCCCGCAUGUCACGAUAAUGACAGCAUACUGUUCAUAACUUUAAUAUUUACAGUACCAAUUUGAGAGUAAAGUAUACUGACUAAAGCUUAACGUGUAACUUAGAACCUGUGAAUCGAAGAAAUACAGUGAAACCCCUGUUUAAGAUUUCUUUGGGUACCACUGGUUUUUAACACUAAAUUGAGGUAAUUUUAACACGAGUAUGUUGACUUGCAAUCUCUGAAAUUAUAUGUUAAUUAAGAAAAAACCUAAAAUCAAAGAAUGUUAAAUGGAGCUUUCAUUGUACUCCCAUUCAGUGUUUCACUAAAAAUUAGCAUGAAAAUCCAUAUGUUUAAAUUCAAAAUGAACAAGAACUUUGUUAUUGAGGCCUGGUAAUGCGGUUCAUAAUAACGUUUGUGUUCUUUGUGCAGUUCAGUCUUCUGGACUGUUAAUGGUUUGUAGUUUGGAGACAGUCUGGUCUUUUUUUAGGGAACAUUGGGCUGUCCCCAGACUAUGCAGCAUUACAACCCAGAAGACCAUAUUCUGCAUAAGCAUUGCUGUGGGAACCUCGAAUCGAACAUUUGUGUUCUUUGCUUUAAAAAGCUUGUUUUAAUGUAAUUGAAAUCAUGUGCUACUUUGUUCAAAGGACAUAAUGAGGUUUUGAAGCAUAUGGAAAGGUAUGUGAUGUAAACCUAAUAGCAGACAAGCCAUACAUGGAAAAACAAUCAAGUUUUGUAAACAGUUUACACAUACCAUCACUUUCCAUAUACAAAUUAUGCAAUGGCAAAAGAAAUAUUAACUAGUCAAAGUGCACUGAAAGAGUAAGACUGUUCAGUAGUAAAGUUGCCGAAUUCCAUUCUGAAGUACAGAGUUUAAUUCUCACUAGAAAUCGGCUCUAGAAUUUUAGUUUUUCUCAGGCACAUGUAGUGACUGUCAGGUUAAGCAUUAUAAUAGGCUAUGGUGACAUCCAAAUUCUUUCCAGUGCUGGCCAAUCAAUCCUGUGCAGCAGAGUCCUUGGGAAGCUAAGAAAUACCCUGCCUCUUAUGGGACCUGGUUUAUUACCAUGUUCGUAAGAGCCUGCCCAAGUUUGAGGCCCUGUGUAACACUGUGGAAGGUGCUAGUUCUCAUAGUGAGGUCUAUCCCCUGCCUAACCUCUGGACUGGAGGACUACCCCUUACUGAGUGUUUGCAACUACUUAUUCGGUAUUUUUGCACCCUCCAUACCUGAAGGCCAUGCCAUGGUAACAGUUGCUCACCAUACAUAAUCGUCUGCUCAUGUUGUAUGCUAAAUAACCUGUGCAGUUAAUAUACUGUCAUUUAAAUAUGAAUUAAAAUAUGUAACUGAAAAUAAAGGUUGAUAUUUGCUUAUCUGUCAGUCACGGUAGCCAAGCUGUCUAAGGCACAUACUGUCUUCACUCACUCGGAAGCCAGGAUCACGGGUUUGAAU
Messenger RNA from Cryptotermes secundus, 6284 nucleotides. RefSeq names its product helicase SKI2W (gene tst). The transcript is spliced from 18 exons. Gene Ontology annotation, cellular component: Ski complex. Lineage: Eukaryota; Metazoa; Arthropoda; Insecta; Blattodea; Kalotermitidae. Bases 607 to 4386 code for a protein of 1259 amino acids. The record is from RefSeq and is a predicted model, not a curated record. Gene Ontology annotation, biological process: nuclear-transcribed mRNA catabolic process, 3'-5' exonucleolytic nonsense-mediated decay. Gene Ontology annotation, molecular function: ATP binding; RNA binding; RNA helicase activity.